CGGAAAUUGCCGAAAGAGCUUUCCGGAAGUGAAAUGUCAAAAAUGAAAACAAAGCAACACCCCAAAAUUUAAGAGGCAAUAUAAAGCAAAUAUGUUUAGAAAGAAAGGUCCAUCUGAGGUUGAGAUUGCACAAGAGAAUGAGGUAAAGAUCGGAAUAACACAGGAGUUUGCGCAGGCUCUGAAGACAGUACAGAAGGAGAAUAUUGGGACUGCUGAUCAGGCUGUGUAUAGUACUGAUACAGCAAACUCAGUGUGCAACUGUCUGGAAGCUGUCUUUUUACAUGGACUUAAAUCAAAGGCUUUAAACAAGAUUGCCAGCUAUGUUGGCGUUGGUCAACAAGCCACAGUACAGACUAACUUGAAUUUCUGGGGUUUGGUGUCACGAAUUACCCACAGUGAGGUUAUUGCCCAGUUGAAACAUCUCGGUCAGAUCACAACAGAGGUGGGAUUAUGCAGGGCGUGGGUGAGAGUGGCGUUGAAUGAUGGGAUUAUGGAGAGCUACAUUGAUGCCAUUGUUGCCGAUGUGAAAACACUCGAGUACUACUACCAAAGGACGGCGUAUUUACGGGACAGUGAACAGCCAGAGAUCAUGAAGAGCUACCUUCAAGGCCUGAUGCAUUUCCAGUUCAAACUGUCAUACAACGCUAGUGUGCUGAAUGAAUGGGCCUACCCCCCUCUCCUGCUUGCGGGGGUUAUAGAUUCCAAGGAUGCCCCACCCCCUAUAAUCAAACAUCCAGUCACCCAGCCAGUAGAAGCACAGCCAAAAACGUCAAGUUCACACCAAAACCUGGAACCAGUAGAUCCUGAUCCAAACAAUUCGGUGGAGGUCAGAAAAAUAAGGUCAAGGUCACGAGGAAACAAUGACACUGACAGCAAAGGUCUUUCAAAAAGUUCAAGGUCAAAGGACAACCCUAUGGAGCAGCCAAGAUUCGGGUCGCCAAGAUCUAGUUAUUAUGUUACUUCUUCAGAAUUUACGUCAAGAGAUGUUGAAGAAUUUAAGAAAUUGUCAUCAAAGGCCUCAUCAAAGGCAAAGUCAGAGUGUUCCACUUCCAGUCAUGUUUCUUGUCCUGAUCCCCCUCAUAUGAAUUUAAGCCCUGCUGAUUAUGUAAGAAAAAUGUACAAGAGUUCAGAAGGGUCCCCAGGGUCAGAAAAAACAUUUUGGAGUCAAGAGAGCGGUAAUAGGUUUAACGGUUCAGAAAAAAACUAUGAAAGUCUUGAAAAUAAAGCUGAAAGCACUGAGCAUUUAAGUGCACUUGAUUAUGAUUCUUCAUAUGGAGGUGAUACUGAAAAUGAGGGGAAAGAAAAAGAAAGGACCAAAACAAAAGAACUAGAGGAAAGUUGGGAAGAAUUCUAUAAAAGUCCUGUUCAGAAACAGAAAGAAACUUUUGACAAAAGGAAGUUUCAAAGGUUGGACUCAUUUAAUAGAGAAAUGAAAGAAAAAUCAAUUCUACAUAGUUAUGAUGAUACUUUAGCUGAUAAGAGUGAGCACAAUGGUAAUGAAAGUUUGAAAACAUUUGAAUCACAUUCCAAGAUGAAGGUUAAAGCAAUUGUUAAAACUACGGAAGAUGUUAAAGAAAAUGAAGAUGAAAUUGAUUGGGCAAGUGCAUUAAAUGAAUCAAAACAGAUUGGCUCAGAUACAAACACUAAAAAGUAUGAAGUUACAAUUCAAAGUCAAGUCGAAAAAGUAGACACUGGGGAGAUAGAUGACCUUUUAAAUAUUUCUCAGAAACUUCUCAAUGAAUUGGGUAUUGAAGAUGUUGAAGAAUCAGUUGAACUCGUAAAAGAUGAGAUUGAAACAUCUGACAAAAAAUCACUUGAGGAGAAAGAUGCACAUGCACAAGAAACUGUUACAGACAGUAAACCAAAUAUUGACAUAUCACAACCAAUUCUUAUAGAAGAAAAAGUAAAGAUAGAGUCAGAUGAUGAUAAUGAACGGAUUGGUGGAAGAACUACAGCUAGUCCAAAAAAGAAGAAGAAAGGAAAAUCUAGAAGCUCUCUUGAAAAGUUAAAGCCCCAAUUAAGCCUUAGUCCACCAAAUUCUGAAGCUUUACCUCCAGAGCUUUCUGAUGCAACAGCUGACAAAGUUGAUAGGAUAGAAACAGAUGGUAAAUCAGAAUACUUUGCAAAACAUAGACUGUCCCUACCAGCUGUUAGUCCAAUGCAUGACAAAUCAAGAUCAGCAAAACGCAAGUCCCUACCAAAUGUUCUAGAAAAACCAAGUAGUUCUCCACAUACCAUUGAAGAUUAUCUAUAUGGGACUGGACCUUUGGAAGAAGAGGAUGAAGUUGUUGAUGGUGAUGGAACUGCAAUAGGAAAUGGAAAUAAAUCAGAGGACGAUGUUAUUGAUCCUGAGGAAGAUGAGCUUAAAAGAAGGGAAGCUGGUAUGGACCCUCGGCAGAGUGUAGGCAACAACCUGAUGUUUUCUGGUCGAGGAUGGUCGUCCUCAAUAGGCAGUGAAGGAACAGACACAUUUGAUGCAGCAUCACCCCCGAGAUCCAGUGCAGCCAUGAACAUUAACAACAGGCCCAAAUCGGAGAGUUUUGGUACCCUCCUCCAGAACUACACCCCUGCCAGCUCUCUCUCAACCAAGUCCAUAGAUGAUGUCCUGGCUACUCUCCCAGAAAGGAGGACUACAAUUAUCUCCCCUGUUGUCAGCUCUCCUAAUGAAGUAGAUACCGGGAUAGAAGGUUUUGAGGUCGUAGAAGGCUAUAACGAUCCUGACCCCGUUUUUUUAGGACAUGGUCACCCUGGUCGACCUGGUCACAGCAACACAGGAAAUGAGCUGUCGAGAAUGUGUCAGUUCUCCGAGAUCGCCAAUGAGAAAGGUUUGGAUGCCCAGAACUUCCAGUGUAAAGGAUGCUCCAGGUCCAUUGGUCUUAUAUUUGGCAAACCGCGUACGUGCAAGUUUGAUGGCUGGUAUUACUGCUACGAGUGUCACGAGAAUGAUGAAUACUACAUUCCUGCCCUCAUUGUACAUAACUGGGAUUUCCGAAAACAGAAAGUGUGUAAGAAGAACUUUGAGUACCUGCAAGACAAGGAGGAACAGCCAUAUAUUAAUGUUGAAGAUAUAAACCCACGACUGUAUGAACAUGUCCCAGAAAUGCUAGAAAUACAGAACCUGCGAGUUCAGCUCAUGCACCUGAAAACAUACCUGUUUACAUGUAAGCAGUCGAUAGCGGAGGACUUCCGCAAGCUCAUCUGGCCAAGGGAUUAUCUAUAUGAGGGGAGGGAACUAUACUCACUGGCGGACUUACUGCAAGUUCCAACAGGGUCACUAGCCAGUAGUUUACGGAAGGUCAUCAAAUUUGCCACCAAGCAUGUGUACAGUUGUCGACUGUGUAGCCAGAAAGGAUUUAUAUGUGAACUCUGCAACAAUCCCAAGGUCAUCUAUGCCUUUGAGAUGGAUGCUACAUUCAGGUGUCCCCAGUGUAAGACGGUUUUCCACAAAGCAUGCAAGACGGACAAUCGACCAUGCCCGAAGUGCCAGCGACGUCAACAUCGUCAAUCACUGCACGGAUCCAACAAACCCCUGCUUACACCGGACUAUGACUCACAUGUGGACCAAGUCUGAGGAAUAAUUUGGGGGUCUAACAGACAUCUUAUACAACAGACAACAUCACCCUAGAUUUUACCAUAGGUUACAAAAUUGGUAUGUGUGUGGGAUUUUAUGUUAGGUAUUUGUCAGUGUAGGGAAUGUGUGACCGUGAAGUUUCAUGCUAACUAGUUAUAACUGAACAUACAUAAUGAAGCUUCAAAUACGACUGUGAUAUUCUUUAAUAUUAUUUAAGCUUUUAUAUAUUUUUAUUCUGAACAUGACACCAAUGUCUUCCAUAAGAUAAUAAUCCUUGUUUUGUUUUCAUUAUGUUUGAUGCUUAAACAUGGAUUCAUAUUGGAGUUAUCCUUUGUAAGUUUGAGAACAAAACAUCAAGUCUCUUUAAUAGCAUAUAUUUACAUCUCAACUUAGUUUCCUUCAAUUAGUGGCCUUUUGAUAAUUUCAAAUAUGUUGAAAAGUGUUCAUUUAUGAUUUGUUAUAUGUAUUGUUGUUAAUAAGCGUUUCAAUUUUCUUAUGAAGUGAUUUUAUUUUGGGACUAUUUUUGUCUGUAGCAAUAAAAUGUGUAAACCGGUUGGUUCGAUCAAUUUUUGCAUGGGGGAGAAAGAAUUAAAUACUGUUAAGCUUCUGUUAGGUUUUCUUAAAUGAGAUAAAGUAUUUUAUUAACACUUGUGAAAAGAAAUAAACAUGGUGUAAAUACAAGUGUUAAAUUGUGUGAUUUAUGUCAUUUUCGGGGAUAUAAAUGCAGUUGUGCUGGUUUCAGUACACGUUGAGUUGACCACGCACUUGAACCAUCCCAACUGCAUUCAUACCCCGAAAGUGACUUCAUUCACAUAAUUUAUUCUUAAAUAUUGCUUUUCCUUUAGGCUUCUUUGGACAUUUCAAUAUAUAAUCUUUUGGGCAUUACAAGCAGGGUAUAAGCAGUAAUAUACAUGUAUUGUUUUUUGCAAAAUUGGAAAUGUUGUGACUUUAUACACUUUAAAUUGUCCAAUUUCAUGGAAUUGCAAGCCAUUUUGGUAUAAAAAUGUAUGUUAGCCACUGAUAGCUUAAAUGAAUGUUUCGGUGAUUAAUUUAUAUUUGUAUGUUUUAUGUCUAAAGGAUAUUCUGUUACUGGCAAUCAUAUAGAAAUGAGUGCUACAAAUGUUAUACAAAGAUUACUACCAUUUAUAUUAGUAACAAAUGUAUAGGUUAUGAGUUAUGUAUGUCUUUCCUUGAUACAUUGUUCAUUAAAUAAAUCAUUUGUUGACUAUUUAUUUGUUCC
Mya arenaria is the source of this 4811-nucleotide messenger RNA. RefSeq lists its product as uncharacterized. The record is from RefSeq and is a predicted model, not a curated record. The coding region runs from base 92 to 3571 and encodes 1159 amino acids. NCBI's taxonomy places the organism in Eukaryota, Metazoa, Mollusca, Bivalvia, Myida, Myidae. The transcript is spliced from 19 exons.